Rotaria sordida is the source of this 837-nucleotide messenger RNA. The record is from the annotation of a GenBank genome assembly. Lineage: Eukaryota; Metazoa; Rotifera; Eurotatoria; Philodinida; Philodinidae.
AUGAUAGAUAUAACUAUAAGAAUUCAUGAUGACAUGAAUAAAGAAAAUAAAAUUAGACAUAAAUAUCAAAUUAUUGGUGAAAUUAUGCAUACUAAAGAUCACAAAGAUAAAUUUUCUCCUUAUACAUUCAAUAACUAUGAGACUAGUCUUAUUAAUUAUUUAAAAUUAAUGUAUGAAAAGCAGAAUAAUUUUGAUCAAGCUCUUUUAAAUGAACAAAAUUUUGGAUAUGUGUCAUUUCGAUGUGGAAUAAUUUCGUAUUCAGAAUUGUCUAAUUCAUAUGAUGGAAUAUUGGGGGUUAGUGGAACAUUAAAAGAUUUAUCUGCUGAUCUUACUACUCAUCAUUUUUUUUGUAAGGAUUGGUUUGAUACAAUUGUUAUUAAGAGUCGAGGAAAACUUAAAGACGAUCGAACUGUUUUAAUAUUUUUUGAUAUUGAACAACUGUUGGAAGAAUUUUAUCAAUUUUAUUCAAUACACUUAGGAGUUGUUCCUUUCUCUAUAACUCAAAAUAAGAUUAUUGAUAAUAAAGGAGUGAGAGAGUAUAAAAAUGAUAUUUUAGAGAAAUUGAUUGAAGAUGAAUAUGCUGGACAACAUGAACAUGUUACUCUUUUGACUAAAGAAAUUGGAAGAGGUGUUGAUUUUCAAGUAGAAGCAAAAAUAAACGACAAAGGUGGUAUUCAUGUCAUUCAAACAUUUUUCUCUAUAAGAGUAGCAAGAAAAGAUGAAUCUGAUAGUUAUGAAUUGAUCUUGUAUCUGGAACAUCUAAAAGGAAAUAAUGGACAAAAAUUAAAAUCUGUAAUAAAAGGUAUAACAUAUAUGGAGUUAGAUAUACAAAGAUGA